This is a messenger RNA of Euleptes europaea (tarantolino), 1344 nucleotides long. Its product is annotated as lipase member M-like. The transcript has 12 exons. Bases 1 to 1344 code for a protein of 447 amino acids. Lineage: Eukaryota; Metazoa; Chordata; Lepidosauria; Squamata; Sphaerodactylidae. Gene Ontology annotation, molecular function: hydrolase activity, acting on ester bonds. The record is from RefSeq and is a predicted model, not a curated record.
AUGCAGAUGUAUGAUGCAUUUUCUUUAAUGUUUCAACUGGCUGAGAAAAUUAAUGUCUUCUGUGUUGGAAAUUGCACCGACAUUACAGCUCAGCUGAAACAGGUAUUCAGGUACUCUGAUUAUGGCUCAUACUAUGACAGUAGAGAACUGCAACCAGGUCUAAAAUAUCAUGUGUUUUGCAGGUUCUCCAGGAUGUGGCUACUGAUCAUUAUGGUGGUUGCGCAAGGAUAUGCGAAUCUAGGAGACAGCCAGACCAAAAUGAAUCCAGAACAAUUUAUGAAUGUGACUGAGAAGAUCCAGUACUGGGGAUAUCCUUGUGAAGAAUAUGAAGUACUCACACAUGACGGGUACUAUCUGAGCCUUAGCAGAAUUCCAGGAGGAACAAAGGCAGCUAUACUGCUGAUGCAUGGCCUGGUUACAGAUGGCAGUGUUUGGGUAGCAAAUCUGCCCAAUAAUAGCCUGGGCUUCUUCCUAGCAGAUGCUGGAUAUGAUGUGUGGAUUGGAAAUAGUAGAGGCAGUUCCUUGUCUAGAAGACACCAAUUCCUUACAAUUGAUGAACAGGAAUUUUGGGAUUUUAGUUUGCAUGAAAUGGGCAUUUAUGAUCUUUCAGCCAUGGCAGACUUUAUUCUGCAAAAAAGUGGACAGGAAAAAAUCUAUUAUGCUGGUCAUGCUGAGGGAGGCACCAUAGCUUUUGUGGCAUUUUCCGUGGUGCCUCUACUUGCCGAAAAAAUUAAGAUGUUUUUUGCCUUGGGACCGGCAUAUACAUUCACAUACAGCAAAAGCCCUCUUGUACAAAUAUUAAGGUUUCCAUCAGCAUUACUGAAGAUUAUAUUUGGCACGAAAGAAUUUUGUCUGUUGAGUCCAAGACUGAAAGCGUUUCUGGCCCGAAGAUGCAGUUACCAGCCAGUGGAUGUGCUUUGCAAACAAGUUCUUUUGUUUUUCAGUGGAUGUAAUGAAAAAAAUCUAAAUCAGAGCCGGACAGAUGUAUAUGUAUCAAUAUUCCCAGAUUAUACAUCUGUGAAAAAUAUUCUCCACUGGAGUCAGUUGACUAAAACAGGAGAAUUCAGAUACUUUGACUAUGGCUCAAGAAAUAUAGAAAAAUAUAACCAGACUGUUCCUCCUUUCUAUAGGAUAGAAGAGAUAACAGUGCCAAUAGCAUUGUGGAGUGGAGGACAGGACUUGGUUUGCCCGCCCCAGGAAAUCAUGCUAUUAAUGUCUCGAAUCACUAAUCUCAUUCAUUACAAACAUUUUCCAGACUGGAACCACUGGGACUUCAUUUGGGGACUAGACGCUGCUCAGCGUAUGUAUGUGGAAGUCCUUGGAUUGAUGGAGAAACAGCUGUGA